Messenger RNA from Hyla sarda, 2195 nucleotides. RefSeq names its product legumain (gene LGMN). The record is from RefSeq and is a predicted model, not a curated record. Gene Ontology annotation, molecular function: cysteine-type endopeptidase activity. NCBI's taxonomy places the organism in Eukaryota, Metazoa, Chordata, Amphibia, Anura, Hylidae. Gene Ontology annotation, biological process: vacuolar protein processing. Bases 132 to 1433 code for a protein of 433 amino acids. The transcript has 14 exons.
CCCAACUAACUCCGCCCCCCUGUUGUUUGUGUAUAGGGAGUGCGGCGCCGCAGUCAGGAUAAGCCGCAUUGUCGUCUGUCGCACUGUGUGUCCGGAGGUGACCGAGACCGAAACCGCAGGGAGAUAGGUCCAUGAUGAUUCCUGCGACUCUGCUCCUGGGCCUUGUGGCCCUGUCCUCGGCGAUGCCCAUCGAGGAUUCGGAAGAUGGCGUCAAACACUGGGUGGUCCUGGUGGCCGGCUCCAAUGGAUGGUACAACUACAGGCAUCAGGCGGACUUGUGCCAUGCUUACCAAAUAGUCAAGAAAAAUGGUAUCCCCGAUGAGCAGAUCGUUGUGAUGAUGUUCGAUGACAUUGCCAACAAUGAGGAAAACCCGACCAAAGGCAUCAUCAUCAACAGACCCAACGGGACGGACGUGUACGCCGGGGUGCUGAAGGACUAUACCGGGGAGGAUGUGACCCCUGCAAACUUCCUCGCUGUCCUGAAAGGUGACUCCGGGGCCGUCAAGGGGAAAGGAUCCGGGAAAGUUAUUAAGAGCGGACCAAACGACCACGUCUUUGUCUACUUCACUGACCACGGAGCGCCCGGACUGCUGGCCUUCCCCAAUGAUGAUCUGCACGUUCAAGAUCUCAACGCAACUAUUCAGUACAUGUAUGAAAACAAGAAGUACAAAAAGAUGGUUCUGUAUAUUGAGGCUUGUGAGUCCGGCUCCAUGAUGAACCAUCUCCCCAACAACAUUGAUGUCUAUGCGACCACGGCGGCCAAUCCUCACGAGUCGUCGUACGCCUGCUACUAUGACGAAAAGAGAGACACUUACCUGGGAGAUCUGUACAGUGUCAGCUGGAUGGAGGACUCCGAUGAGGAGGAUCUGACGAAGGAGACUUUACACCAACAGUUUGCCCUGGUGAAAAAACACACAAACACCAGUCAUGUGAUGCAGUACGGCAACCGGACCAUUUCCCAUAUGAAGGUGAAGCAGUUCCAAGGCAGUGGGAAAACAGUGGCCCCUCGUCUGAGCUUAUCGCCUGUAAAACGGAUGGACCUGACCCCCAGCCCUGAUGUUCCUAUGUCCAUCCUGAAAAGAAAAUUCAUGGCCACCAAUGACCUCACAGCCGCCCGCGAUAUUAUGGCGAGAAUCAAGUCUCUUCAAGAGGCUAAAUUCCUGAUAAAGGAAUCUGUGAGGAAGAUUGUUCUCCAAGUCACAGAAUCGCGUGAGAUGAUGGAGGAAAUACUCGGCGACCAAGUGAUCAUUAACGACAUGUCGUGUUACCGCUCGGCGGCUGAACACUUCAAGACGCGCUGCUUCAAUUGGCACAUGCCACUGUAUGAAUAUGCCAUGAGGCAGCUGUACACGCUGGUGAAUUUAUGUGAGUCCGGGUACCCCCUGAACAGGAUCCUGCAGUCAAUGGAUAACGUGUGCGACAAUCUGCAUUGACGUAGCAGGUAAUGCACAGAAGCCGGACAGACCGGGAUGAUCGGCGCCCUCUGCGUUUCCUCCACUUGCAGCUGCUACUCCACACUCUCAGCUCUGCUGUACACGACCUGUGACAAGGGCUGCACUCAGUCACCCUAUAACCCAGGACUCUGAAGUUAGUGAUAUAUUUGGUAAACCAAAGCGAGGAUGGGACACAACCCAACAAGACAAACUAAAGGUGACUGCAAUGUCCUGACACGGCGCCACCUGGUGGCCUUCAGAGGCGACUGCAGAAAUCGCUCUGUGAUUCUCCAUCACUGUGAUCAUUGCUGAUUUUAAAUUAGAUUCUUCCUUUUCUUAUAAUCUGACAUAGAAGACUAUUUUAUCUAUUUUGUUUUCUUUAAAACAAAGAUGUUAAUAUGUAGAUUUUUAGUAUUCUUUUUUUAUUAACUAUGGAUAAGCUGCUCAAAAUUAAAGUUUGUUUUCCCCUUACUCCGGAGGGGAAAACUUUUUUUUUAUUUUUUCCCCAAAUCAGCUGGUGCCAGAAAGUUCUACAGAUUUGUAAAUUACUUUUUCCCAAAUUUUUUUUUCAAUCCUUCCAGUACUUAUCAGCUGCCGUAUGCUCCACAGGAAGUUGUGUAGUUCUUUCCAGUCUGACCACAGUGCUCUCUGCUGCCACCUCUGUCCGUGUCAGGAACUGUCCAGAGUAGAAGCAAAUCUCUAUAGUAAACCUAUCCUGCUCUGGACAGUUCUUGACAAGGACAGAGGUGUCAGCAGAGAGCA